Drosophila hydei is the source of this 674-nucleotide messenger RNA. RefSeq lists its product as uncharacterized. NCBI's taxonomy places the organism in Eukaryota, Metazoa, Arthropoda, Insecta, Diptera, Drosophilidae. The record is from RefSeq and is a predicted model, not a curated record. The transcript has a single exon. Bases 239 to 478 code for a protein of 79 amino acids.
AUUGUAAGAUUCCAGUUAAUUUUUCUUAGGCUUUCGAACGGUCAACAUUAAAUUUCAGUGAUAGACUUUUUUUUUUUUGGUAUUCCAGUGUUGUCAAUAAGAAUAGGAGACUUGUGAUAACCAAAUUCUAAAAGCUGAUUGAACACACAGACACCAACACACACACAUAUACAUUCAUUCAUUUACAUAUACAUAUAAAGGACAAUUUGAGUAACAAGCAUAAAGAGCAAACUGCAUAAUGGUGAACGUGGGUUGCGUUGCCAAAUUGCUGAGCGGUUUUCAUUUGGGAAACGGCUUCUGGGUGAAACGCGUUAAUCCACAUUGGUAUGAGGCACGACAAUUGCCCAAAACGUUGCUGAGGGAGAAGUUGACCGCAAAUAAGACGAUACUGCAAAAGGCAAGAAAAGCGUCCGUAAGAAAAAAUACGAAAUCUACUUUGACAAUGACCCCGCUAUCCAGGCGCGUAGCUCUCUUAUGAUUUCACAAUAAUUGAUGCUGGAGAAUCUGGAAGAGAUGUGCUUUAAUAUAUUGCCUAGCAGCUCUAUACAAUUGUAAUCGAGUACUCGAUUUCCCUGUGAAACUUAAACUAAGAUUUUGUUCUAAAUACCCGCCAGAUAAUGUGUGCUGCCAACUAAUUUAAAUAAAUGCUAACAGGGGAAUUCGCUUAAUUUUAA